AUGGAUUUUUUGACAUCUUACAAUAUUUUAGGAAGAGGUGUUUCAGAAGAAGAUACACUAUUAGCAAGAAGUGAUAAAAAUGCCGUUGAUUUCGCGUUCGAUUAUAGCAAACUAUGGUGUAAAACAUGCAAAGAUCUUGUACUGACUUUGGAAAAACGUGCGGUUGCAGAAAAUGAAUGUACGCGAGCAAUCAUGAAACAAUUUCAGAUUUUAGAAUCAAGUACUGCAAACGUGAAUGGAGCACCCUUUAAAAAGCAAACAAUUAAUUUGUCUCGUAUGAUGAUUGAUCACUGUAAAGAAGUCGAAGUAAAUAAUACAAAGCGAUGUAGAGAGUUGUUAGAAGUACUCACUCGCCAACGCACACUGUUUGAUAAAACGAGAAAAUUUCUUAAAGAUAAAUGGAAAACUGAUGUUAAACGUAUGCUUGAUGCGGAGAACAGUUUAUUUAAGACAAAAUCAGCUUAUUAUCAACGUUGUCAAGCUGGGGUAAAGCUGCGUGAGGAGUUGGCAUCAGCACAAAACUUUCUUAACGAAUUAUCUGCAUCACUCACUCAAACCCCAUCAAACUCUUUCUCUUCAACUCCAUUAUCCUCAUCAACACUGACAGCGACAUCAACAUCUAUGCUUACAAGUGUAUCAGGUAUAGCAAUGAACUCCGGAGGAAAUGCAUAUUCAUCAAACUCAAAUUUAGCAGCCGGAAACAUGAAUUCAUCCACUGCCGCUUCGUCUUCUUCGUCUUCAACUUCGAAUCAAGUUGCUAAACAAAGAGUAAAAGUUGAACGAUUGGAAAAGCAACUGAGCGAUAAUGAUAAGAAGGAAAUUGAACUAAUGUAUGCAUAUCGUGAAGCAGUAGAUAUCGCAAACCACCGACUAUGUGAACUAGAAAAAAGCAAGGUUGAAAUUUUAUGUGAUACGCGAUUGACUAUCACAAAAAGUGAUGAAGUUGUAAAAGAUUCUUUGGCUGAAUUAUUGAAUCAUUUAUUUACAAGUCGUUCAGCAAUGAUAAAACAGUAUGAAACAAUCGCAAAUGCCUACCAAGACUAUGUACCCUGUAGUGAUUAUCGUGCACUAGUCGAAUCGCAUACACAAAAGGCUACUGAAUUUGUACCAGAAAAAUAUCACUUUGAUGGAUUUCAUGAAUCAAAACUGGAUACUGGCCGUAUAACAAGUCGCUUGGGUAAAGAUUCUGGAGAUUCUGCGACAGACUCGUUUUCGGUGCAUAGGAACCUGCUAUCUCUUCACUCAGACUCUGACUCCGAUACAGAAACAAUGGACGUGCCAUCCAGUUUAGCCUGUAGAAGUAGCACAAGUGCAGGUGGUGGCAGUGGCAGUGGUACUGGUAGCAAUACAAGUGGUUGUGGAGUCGCAGGUGGUAUUGUAUCAACAAGCAGCAAUGUUCUAUCAACUAUUGUUGAAUUUGGAUCGAAUCUAUUUCGACCAGACUCCAAAAAAUCAAUUCGUGGUAAACGUUCAGUAGCUUCAAGCAGUAACCUGUCAGCAGCAGCUGGAAAUACAACAGAUGCACUUGAAGCUAUUGCCGCACAAGAAGCUAAUUUAGAAAGAGAGUAUGUAGCUGCAUCGACUCACGGGAUUUAUCGUGUACCAGCAUCAAAAGCAAAGGUUUCCAAUCUAAUGGAUUUAUUGCAGUCGAAUCAACCAAACAGUAGUGAACAGAUUAACAAAGAUGUUGAUUCGUUAAGUCAAGAACAUCCAUUGACGUUAGCUAGCCUAAUAAAAACACAACUUAUUGCUCUACCAGAGCCAUUACUCACAUACAAUCUUUAUCCGAAUUUUGUUGAACUUGGCAAGGCGUUUGAUUUGGUUGACUCAAAUGUAUCCGACGAGCUAAUGAAGCGGCUUCAACUGUUGGUCAACCAUUUAAGUCCAGGAAAUCGUCAGUUAGCUGGGUUGAUUUUUCAUCACUUGCACAGAGUUGCUGAAUGUCAGUCAGAAAAUCAGAUGGGUGCGGCUAAUUUGGGUACUAUGUUUGCUCCAACUGUUCUACGUCAAAGACCGAAAUUUCAAGUGGCUAAUAUGAUGGAAUUUAUGGAUAAUAAAGGGCAGACAAAAGUUGUUGAAUUAUUAAUUGAUCAUGUUUUUCAUGUAUUUGGUCCAUCAGAACAAUAUGAUCCGAUCAAAUUAAUUAUAGCCCAUAUAACAUCAAACGAUGAUAAAGCAAUGAUUGCUGACUACAAUCAAAUGAAUACAGCCCGUGGCAGUAUUUCCUUAGCUGGAUGUGAAAGAUCCAAGUCAACGUCUGGUACAGUUCCAGAUGAUAUAGCUGAGUUGCGAACAAGUUUAGCAAAUAAAACGGCUUCAAGCAAUGCUAAUAAUGAUGCGCUCUCUUCAGCAAAUUUUCCUGUUAGUAAUGCACUUACUGGUGGUAUUAAUCACAACAACAGCAACAUCAAUAAUAAUAGUAAUAGCAAAGGAAAUACAUCAAUACCUCCAUCAUCUAGUUUGCUGAGAUCAGCUACAAUAUCGGUUUCGAGCCAUACCAGAACUCCUGGAACUCUUCUUUCUGGAGCACUCCCACUGUAUACUCCAUUUCGAUUAAAUCAACCAUCCGGCAAGGACACAGAAGACGCUAUGAACACCACUAGAUCUAAUGUUACAACAGCCUCUGUAUUUGGUGAUGAUAAAGUUACUAUGUCAAGAAUAGAUAGUACAUAUGGAAAACCACAUCCAAUAGCAAAUGAAAAGUCAAGUAAUAUCAGAUCUGGUGUUCGAUUACAAGACUUAGCCAAGACAACGAAUGAACCAAGCACCAAUAUCACAUCACCUACAUCCAAUACUGGAACGUGUAGUGGCAGCGGAAAUGAAUCUUCUGUGGUACGGGGAAUUAAAAAGUUAUGUGCAACAGGUAAUCAAUAUUGUACAACAUCAACACUGUCCAUGUCAUCAAAUACAUCCUCAAAACCAUUUUCUUCCCCUGAUAAACAUAAUACUUCCGGCUCAAAAUCAACAGCAUCAAAUGCUUCAUCUUCUACUGAUUCGCAUACAAAUAAUACUUUAUCAGGUUUGGUAAUUGGACGUCGUAAACCUAUUGGAAAACUUAUGACUGUGCAUCACACCACAGAUGGUACACCCACUUCCAAUCGUCUCAAUUUAGAUCAAUACAGUUUCAUUGAUAAUGACUCACCUGAUCAUGUAAACGGUUAA
This is a messenger RNA of Heterobilharzia americana, 3162 nucleotides long. The record is from the annotation of a GenBank genome assembly. NCBI's taxonomy places the organism in Eukaryota, Metazoa, Platyhelminthes, Trematoda, Strigeidida, Schistosomatidae.